AUUUAAUACUACGCGUGAUGCCUCUUCGCACAGAGAAGGUGGGAGUUGUGACGCAUGUUUUAGCGCGAAUGUCGGUUCGGAGCUGAGCUGGGAACUACACCGAAACUCAGCAUGAGUGAAACGGAUAACGCCACCAUCAUCCUGGACUACUUAAAUGGGAUGAACCGUCCUUACGACGCUGAGACUAUUUUCUGUAACCUCCAGGAGCAGCACGGUUUGGGCAAAAAUGCGGUGGUGAAGGCCCUGGAGAGCCUGGCUCUGGAAGGGAAGAUUAAAAGGAAGAUAUUCGGGAUACAUAAGAUUUACUUUGCAGAUCAGGCACAGUUCAAAGAUGUAAGCGUCGCAGACUUGAAGAAGAUGGACGAUCACAUCUCAGGACUUACUGCGGAGCUUCAGUCUAUCAGCAGCAUCAACAAACAGCUGUCUGCAGAGCUGAAGGAGCUCAAAAAGACGCCCACCACGGAUGAAAUGGUAGCUGAGAUCCAGGAGCUGAAGGAAGAGUGCGCCACAGACAAAGCGCGGCUGGAGAAGAUCAAAUCGGCAGGUGAUUAUGUCCCGCCGGAAGAGAGGGAGAGGGUGUGUAAAGAGCGGGACCUUUAUGUGGAGGAGUGGAGGAAGAGGAAGAGACUGGCUUUAGACAUGAUCGAUGCGAUCAUGGAGGGAUAUCCGAAAAGCAAAAAAGAACUCCUCGAGGAAAUCGGAAUAGAAACUGACGAGGACCACGGUGUUGUGAUUCCAGACAAGUGAAAGACAGGUUUUAUUUAUAGCAAGUUAAAAUAUAUUUGUAUUUACAUGAGUUGUUGAUUGUUGCGGUAUGUUCUGGUACAAUGUUUAUCUUCCCUUUCAACGUUAAAAACACCCCUGAGGCUGAAAUAACUAUAUGUUAAACCUCUUUUCUUGGUGUUUAUGAGAGUUAAAUACGUGUAAGAAACUGGUGUUGUUUAAGCAGUCACCUGUUGUGCGGCAUACGAAGACACACCACAUGUGUGUCCUUGUGUAUUUGGAUCUGAUUGCUGUUGAAAAACCAACAAUUCAAAAGAAUCAACACGUUAUAAUUUACAUAAACACAGUAAAACAAUUUUGGUUGAACUCGCUGAUCCUGACUAAGGUUGUGUGAAAUCCAGAGCAGUGUUUCGGAAAUCUCUUCAGCUGGUGCUUGUGCAGUGUGUGAGUUCACAGAGAUAUUAAAGUGUUGAGUUGAAGCCUGUUAGUGUGU
Synchiropus splendidus (mandarinfish) is the source of this 1216-nucleotide messenger RNA. It is a transcript of the gene psmc3ip, whose product is annotated as PSMC3 interacting protein. Bases 112 to 747 code for a protein of 211 amino acids. Gene Ontology annotation, molecular function: recombinase activator activity; double-stranded DNA binding. Lineage: Eukaryota; Metazoa; Chordata; Actinopteri; Syngnathiformes; Callionymidae. The record is from RefSeq and is a predicted model, not a curated record. Gene Ontology annotation, cellular component: DNA recombinase auxiliary factor complex; condensed nuclear chromosome. Gene Ontology annotation, biological process: meiotic strand invasion involved in reciprocal meiotic recombination; meiotic joint molecule formation; homologous chromosome pairing at meiosis. The transcript has 8 exons.